GGCACUUUUGGCAGUGUUUAAUCUGUGACCGAAGGGAAGUAACGCGUUCGCGCCAUUUUUAUUUAAAAAAAAAAUUAAAUGUGAUGUUUUGAUUGUUUCAUGUUGUGCUCUGAGUGUCUGUGGUUUUGUUAUUUUUAGUUUUGUGUAUAAAAAAUUAUGUGAUUUUCGCAAAAUAAAAGAAUAAUGGAUUAUUACCAUUUAUCCUACCUAUAGGCACACUAUACUUAGGUAAAUAUAGAACCUACAGUGUCAGAGUAUUGUUUUAAUAAUAAUAAUAAUUAAGGCAAUGUCAAGUUACGGAAGCACGUCGCCUUCCGAUGAAGGCUUUGACAGAUACGAACCGCCUUUCUACUGCCCACCGUCACACCAAGGUAGCCCAAUGGACGGAGGGGUGUACUGGCCGGCCGCGAACGCGGAAGGUCACGACUUCGAUGCCCAGGAUCUCUACCACGACACUAGCAAUUACAUAGGAAGAAAUUAUGGGUACGAAGAGAUGCAGAUCUCUUGCAACGAGCCGUACGACGCCUUCCCCGGCAUGAUGCACCACACCUACACGCAGAAUAGCACAGGUCUGGACUGUGACAUGCAAACUAUACCCCGCUAUGACAGACCGCCUCCCUCUUUUGUGAGAGUCGUCAAGAGAAGGACUACUGCCAACAAGAAGGAGAGAAGAAGAACACAAAGUAUUAACACCGCUUUCACCGAUUUGCGAGAGUGUAUACCCAAUGUGCCACCUGAUACUAAGCUGUCCAAGAUGGUGCGAGCGAGAUCGCAGAGCAUCAAUAUCGCGUUCUCAAAACUCAGAGACCGUAUACCAAGCGUUCUGCCCGACACUAAGAUGACAAAGAUCAAAACCCUCCGUUUGGCAACCUCCUAUAUAUCGUACCUCCUCAAAGUUCUGGAAACAGAUGGUGAGCCAGCUGGUGGCUUCCGUGCAGAACUACACCACACACCGCCUAGACGGAGAAACGCUGAUCACUCACAGAGCAACGCGUCAGAGAAGAAAGGCAAAGGUCGAACCGGAUGGCCACAACAUGUAUGGGCGUUGGAAUUGAAGAGCGAGCAAAACCUGCAGACUUAGCUUGUAUAGAAUAAGGUGUACAAACUUUCAAGCUGUAUCACUACCCAUAUUAUAAAUGCACAAGUGUGUUUGUGUCUUGGUUUGUUCUUCAAUCAUGUCGCAACAGAGCAACGGAUUGAUCUCAUAUAGUUGAAGACCUGGAGAGUGAUAUAGGAUGGAU
Maniola jurtina (meadow brown) is the source of this 1241-nucleotide messenger RNA. It is a transcript of the gene Hand, whose product is annotated as heart- and neural crest derivatives-expressed protein 2. NCBI's taxonomy places the organism in Eukaryota, Metazoa, Arthropoda, Insecta, Lepidoptera, Nymphalidae. Gene Ontology annotation, biological process: developmental process; regulation of transcription by RNA polymerase II. Gene Ontology annotation, molecular function: DNA-binding transcription factor activity, RNA polymerase II-specific; RNA polymerase II transcription regulatory region sequence-specific DNA binding; protein dimerization activity. The coding region runs from base 287 to 1081 and encodes 264 amino acids. The transcript has 9 exons. The record is from RefSeq and is a predicted model, not a curated record.